AAAUGAAAGCUCAACAAAAGUCAAGUCAAGAAAAUUCACUUCUGAAGUUCUGAAAGCUUUCUGUUCAAUUUCAAGUCAAAGUCAAUACGAAAAUUUGUGUAAUUUUAAUUAAAUUUAAUAAAAAUCUAUUACAAUGACGUUCUGGAGGCAAGCUGGACUGAACUAUAUUCAAUAUUCCAACAUCGUCAGCAAAGUAAUUAGACGUUCCCUUAAAGAAGAAUUCAAAGUAGAUUCCUUGAAGAGGGACGAAUCUUCUGUGAGAUUCACCAACUGGAAAGACGGCAAGCCUGUAAAUAGUGAAACAGCGUAAAUUUAAAAUGCACCUGCUUGAAUCAAAUGGAAGAGAUUUUUUUAAUGAAGUAAUAGUAGUUGAUUUGUUUUUAAUGUUAAGCUUGCAGUUUACUAUGUAUUUGUAAUUUUCUGUUCAAAAUAAAUGUAUUAAUAAGUCAAAUAA
Planococcus citri (citrus mealybug) is the source of this 454-nucleotide messenger RNA. RefSeq names its product protein stunted-like. The record is from RefSeq and is a predicted model, not a curated record. Gene Ontology annotation, cellular component: mitochondrial inner membrane. Gene Ontology annotation, biological process: proton motive force-driven mitochondrial ATP synthesis. Gene Ontology annotation, molecular function: proton-transporting ATP synthase activity, rotational mechanism. Bases 134 to 310 code for a protein of 58 amino acids. Lineage: Eukaryota; Metazoa; Arthropoda; Insecta; Hemiptera; Pseudococcidae. The transcript has 4 exons.